Messenger RNA from Cokeromyces recurvatus, 423 nucleotides. Its product is annotated as galactose-binding domain-like protein. The record is from RefSeq and is a predicted model, not a curated record. The coding region runs from base 1 to 423 and encodes 140 amino acids. Lineage: Eukaryota; Fungi; Mucoromycota; Mucoromycetes; Mucorales; Mucoraceae. The transcript is spliced from 3 exons.
AUGUCUAGUUUGAUUAACGAAAAUACACGCAUCAAAGUUAGCUCUGUGCUUAAUCGAGAUUCAACAAAUUUUGGGAAACAAAAUUUAGUUGAUGGUCAAGUUGAAACCUGUUGGAAUUCAGAACAGGGCCUUCCUCAACAUAUUUUAUUAGAUUUUUCUUCACCUGCUUCUGUACAAGCCAUCGUGUUUCAAUUUCAAGGUGGAUUUGUAGGAAAAAAAUGUGUCGUGGUAGGAAGCAUAGUAGAGUCUCCGAACGAUUAUAACGUACCAGUUGAUACAUUAUAUCCUGAAGAUGUCAAUUCUAUUCAAACAUUUAGUUUCGAGCCAACUCAACCAUUAAAGCGAAUUAAGAUCAUUUUUGAAGAAAGUACAGAUUUUUAUGGCCGUAUUACAUUGUAUAAAUUAGAUAUUUUGGGUCAUUAA